Messenger RNA from Menidia menidia (Atlantic silverside), 1947 nucleotides. The record is from the annotation of a GenBank genome assembly. NCBI's taxonomy places the organism in Eukaryota, Metazoa, Chordata, Actinopteri, Atheriniformes, Atherinopsidae.
UCACAUUUACAGAGGCAGCUCCGGGCUUGUAGGUGGUAAUUCUGGGGGAAUUUAAUGGUUUUGCUGAAACUCCGAAUACGCCACUUUUUCUCUCAGAGUUUUAUCUUUACUAAAAACUAAAUAUAUGACCCAGUGGAGUUGGCAGCUCGGGCUGGGAGGAGUCUGUGGUCGCCUGGUGUUUUAAUUGGCUGCAGACUUCAGUGAGAAGCGUGAGUAUCAGUAAUUAUUCAGCAAUGUUUUGCACAAGAAAUGUCAGCCAGAAAGGGCUAUCUUCACCCGCCGUCAAAUUACACCACAACGAUGUCAUGUUCCAACAACCAAGCAGGAAACUCGUUUUUUGUGGACUCUUUAAUCAACGUGAGAACCGACGGCGGUUCGUAUUACCAAAGUAACAGCCUGUAUUUGCCACCGGCGUCGGAAUAUUCUUAUGGACUCUCCGGUAGCUCUUGUUUCCCGGCGAUCGGCAAGCGCAACGAGGCGUCCACCCAGAGCGCGCUCCCCUCCUCCGCUCCCUAUGUCCAGGGGAUGGAAACGUGGCUGGAGACGUCGAGACCCUGUCGGGUGGAGCAGCCCGGCGUGCCGCAUUUGGCUCAGUGUUCAUUCUCACCGAGUAUAAAAGAGGAGAGCGCAUGUUGCCUUUAUGAGUCUGACAAAUGUCCAAAAGGAGCGGCGGUGGAUGACAUAUCUUACGCGGCCGGACCAUGCCCCGUCACCGGCAGCACCGUGCCCAUUCCCGGCUACUUCCGCCUGUCCCAGACCUACACGUCCGCGAGGCUUUUUCACGACGUCCAGCCCAACAUGAAUCACUUUGCCCUGCAGAGGGCUGCCCGCUCGGACGGGCAGCCCUCGCAGCCGGCCUCUGCGGACCCGGAGGACGGCGGGAGCCACGAGGAGGCGCCUGUCCCCGCGCCACGCGCCCCGGUCAGGGAGGAGGACAGCCGCCUCUCUUCGGAAAGGUCAUCCUCCCCAGAACCCGCUGAGACGUGCAGGGCGGAGUGUCCAGAAAAGCCCGUAAAAGGGGACGGGAAAAUGGAAAGCACGGCCAACUGGCUCACAGCUAAGAGCGGCAGAAAGAAGCGAUGCCCCUACACCAAGCACCAGACUCUGGAGCUGGAGAAGGAGUUCCUCUUCAACAUGUACUUGACGCGGGAGCGUCGUCUGGAGAUCAGCCGCAGCGUGCACCUCACCGACAGGCAAGUCAAAAUCUGGUUCCAGAACAGGAGGAUGAAACUGAAAAAAAUGAGCCGGGAGAACCGGAUCCGAGAGCUCUCCACCAACUUCAGUUUCUCGUGAGAUUGCCCUCCUCCACCCGUGGACAGGACGCUGGUGCAGAGCCCCCCCACCCAGCUGUGAGCUUGUCCGUGGCAAACAGGACCCAGACUGCUAACUUAUUGAUCGUCCUCGUGCAGACGUUUUUGAUUUCGCGUCUUUAUUUGCUUGGGGACUUGUAUUUAUACACGAUCACGGUAGUAAAGUUGAUCCAUUUGAAAUGUCCAUUGUGUGGCCACAAUGUUUGACAGCUUCCGGCUUGUACAUAUUGUAUUCAAUCUGAGGGAGCCAAUGGAAUUUGCAUGCUUGGCUCACCAUUGGGACACUUGUGAUACAGUUACACACAGACCUUAUUUGUGACAGCUGAAGGACCCGCGAGGGCCUGUAAAUAUUUGCACAUUUUGCUGGUCAAAUGAAUAAAGCCCUAUAAUCACACAUGUCUUAUUUCCCUCAAGAACACGGAGCUGUUUUUUUCCCUAUACGCUUCACAAUUGGAACAGAAACAAGUGCAGUUACCUCCAUGUUUGCUCUUUGUGAUGCAGUAAGUUAUGGCGAAAAGUUACGCAUAUAGUUGGACUUUUCCUGUCCAAAUGAAACACCUUCAUUUACGCUCUUAAUAGUGAAAAUAGCAACUUGCAGGAUUCACAAUAUUAAUACUGAAAUCAAUACAGAAUGGAA